Molecule: messenger RNA, 1594 nt
Organism: Ostrinia nubilalis (European corn borer)
Lineage: Eukaryota; Metazoa; Arthropoda; Insecta; Lepidoptera; Crambidae
Exons: 3
Coding region: 1218-1541 (107 amino acids)
Source: RefSeq, a predicted model, not a curated record
ACACACAGUGUUUCUAAAUCAGUCUAUUUAUACAACCCGAAGACAAUUGGCAGAUUUGUUAUUGUUAUUUAUGGAAUAACUACAACAUCCAGAAAGAAUGUCUCAACCGAUGCCAAUGCCGUGCGGGGCCCACUGCGGGACCUACUGCCACCCUCACUGCCUCUACAACAACAACGGCGGGUCCACCGUAACAGUCGUCGACCACAACCCCUGCUACCCCCCACCUCCCCACUACCCCCCUCAUCAGCACCCGAACUACCCACCACAGUGCCCGCCGCAGUACCCACCACAAUACCCGCCAGGUUGCUGCCCACAUCACCCCAAUUACCACCACACUACGUGCCCCUGCCAUCAAGCUCGCUAAAGUAGACAUCUGUGAUAUAGAUCUUUUUAUUUGAUGUGUUUUUUAUUUAAUAAUCAAUUGAGAAUGUUUUAAUACUAUUAUUUCUAUAUUUAUUUACCAAGAGUUAUAAGAACUGAAAAUGUUUGUAUAAAUAAAUCUUUAAAUACCUACCUAUGGUGUUGUGUCAAUUACUAAUAAGAAUUUAUAAAAACACACUCACAAGAACAACUUGUGUACUUACAUAUUCACUAAACUUCAACAUUGUAACAAUAAAAUGCCAAUUUUUGGUAAUUUCAAGUCUCAACUUAGUUUCGUUCGUGUAAAGGUAGUUAUUUUAAUAAUGAACUGUUUUAUAUGCCAUGGUAAGAAUAGGUAAAUAUAAGUUUUAUUUACUGUAAACAUAGAUAACUUAUCAUUGUAAAGAUUAGAAUUGGUCAUGCCAAAGUAUUUUCCGUGUUGAUAUAAUUAUCUUAUCAGUUCACAGAAAAGGCUGAUUUACUAUGACUUAAAACUAUAGUAGGUAUGUUUAUAUAACUUUCACAUUCACAAUUUCACAUCGAACUUACGAUGAAUGAAUCAUUGUCUGAAGAUUGUAAUCGUUGAAUAAUAUAAUAUUUUGAUGGAAAAUCCAUAUUUUUCUAAAUCUAUGUUGUAUGUAAUAACUUGACUAACAUAGCUGAUUUAAAACAGUCAUUAUAUGAUCUUAUUCUACAAAAUACUCUAAGUAUACAAAUCUAUCUUAUCAGUUCAAUGGAAAAGCCCAAAGGUACGGAACUAUGGAAUGAUUAAUUCUGUGACUUGUGACUUUAACAAUAAGGUUUAAUGUCUACUAAAGUUACUAUUCAAUAGUAGGGUAAUAAAUAUCGAUUAUUAGAUGUACAUAAUACACCGACCAUUCGGCAAUGGUUCAGUAUCUGAAAGAUUGUUCAGAGAACUAAUCGUUGUUCUCUCUCUAAAGAGUUUAGAAGUUAAUAAGAAAACCACACAGCUAUGCCGCCACCACCACCAAACGGGCCUCCUCCACAUGGUCCUCCCCACCACGGGCCACCACCUCAUGGUCCACCUCACCACGGGCCUCCUCAUCAUGGGCCACCACCUCAUGGUCCACCACACCCACCCCCGCCACACCACUAGCAGACUGGAAGUGGACUGGACCAAUAUGAAGAAGAACAAGAGUUCACAUAAUAAGUUGCUUUAAAAAUUACUUUUAAUAUAAAACGUAUAGAUAAAAUAAACCUCACAAACACUGGA